Messenger RNA from Baudoinia panamericana UAMH 10762, 602 nucleotides. RefSeq lists its product as uncharacterized. The transcript has a single exon. The coding region runs from base 224 to 412 and encodes 62 amino acids. Lineage: Eukaryota; Fungi; Ascomycota; Dothideomycetes; Mycosphaerellales; Teratosphaeriaceae. The record is from RefSeq and is a predicted model, not a curated record.
GCGGGAGUGGACCGGCUGCGCUUGCUUGGUGGUGAAUGUGCAGUCGAAAGACGCUUAGGGGCGUACGGUUGCAAAUCUACGCACGCAAGAGUACAAGCUGAAGGGGGUACGCCAAUGAACACAGAGUGUUGGUGGCUUCCGUUAUUGCUGGUUAGGCGCACCGGGUGUCCCGCCGCAGAUACGACAGAAACCUGUUGUAUGAUGCUAUCGGCCAGGAGGCGUGAUGCCCGAGGGAUGUACCCUCGCGAAUAACGAGAUAUCACAUACCUUAUCUCCCAGAAUGCGCAGUCAUGUCGACUACAUCGCCUUCGCCAACUCCUACCGCUUCGUAAAUAUUGUUUUGGAAGCUCUGCGCAUUUGUCUAUCGCAAUACCAUGGCGGACGGGGGAUGGAUCCGGGUUUACAGCACUAGAAGGGUCUUCAAUUUACAACACUAGAAGGUGUUCAAUUUACAACACUAGAAGGGUGUUCAAUUUACAACACUAGAAGGGUCUUCAGUAAGCUCUUGCAGCAGAGUCGUACACGCACCGAACCAGUGAUCAUUGACACGAACGGGAAGAAUGGUCGGUGAGAGUGUACAGUACGACGAUCAGCAAGAUCCC